This is a messenger RNA of Dichotomopilus funicola, 1287 nucleotides long. RefSeq lists its product as uncharacterized. The transcript has a single exon. Gene Ontology annotation, cellular component: COP9 signalosome; cytosol. Lineage: Eukaryota; Fungi; Ascomycota; Sordariomycetes; Sordariales; Chaetomiaceae. Bases 1 to 1287 code for a protein of 428 amino acids. The record is from RefSeq and is a predicted model, not a curated record.
AUGGCGUCGCCGCAGGUCACGACGGCGCUGGCCGAGGCCGGCAACAAGGCCAGCCUCGCGGACUACCAGGCCAUCCUCAGCACUAUCCAGUCUUCCGCGACCGCCUCCUCAAGUAGCACCACCACCACCACCACCGCCGACCUCAUCGCUUUCGCCAACGCCGCCCUAUCCGGCACCCUCGGCGUCGUCAACACCCGCACGCUCCUGACCGACCUCCUAACCACCCUCCGCAACCUCCCGAACAACGACCCCGACCUAACCAUCGACGUCGGCCAGCACGUCAUCACCGCAAUCCCCGACUCCCCCCUCGCCACCUCCCUCACGGACCAAGCCGCCGCGCUCCGCGAGCAAGUCGCCACAGCCUACGAAGCCCAAGACGAGUUCCUCGCCGCCGCCAAGCUGCUCGCCGAGAUCCCGCUCGACAGUUCCCAGCGACGCGUACCCGACGCCGACAAGGCCGCCAUAUGGAUCCGCAUCGUGCGCAACUACCUCGAGGUCGACGACAGCACGUCAGCCGAGACCUACCUCAACAAGCUCAAGAACGUAAUGCACGACGUCGCCGACGCCGAACUCAACCUCCACUUCCGCCUCUCCGCCGCCCGCAUCCAGGACUCCAACCGCCAGUUCCUCCAGGCCGCCAAGAGCUACCACGACAUCUCCUUCUCCCCCGCCAUCGCCGAGGACGAGCGUCUGCACACCCUGGGCAUGGCCAUCAAGUGCGCUGUGCUAGCCCCCGCGGGCCCGAUGCGCAGUCGCGCGCUGGGUCAGUUGUACAAGGACGAGCGGGCGGCGGGAUUGGAGGAGCAUGGAAUCCUGGAGAAGAUGUUUUUUGACCGGUUGUUGAGCACGGGCGAGGUGGACAAGUUCGCGCAGGACCUGGCGCCGCACCAGUUGGCCAAGACGGCGGACGGGUCGACGGUGCUGGCCAAGGCGGUGGUGGAGCACAACCUGCUGAGCGCCAGUCGGCUGUAUGCUAACAUCGGUUUUGAUGAACUUGGAUUGCUGCUUGGAUUGGACGGGCAGAAGGCGGAGGACACGACGGCGCGGAUGAUUGAGCAAGGGCGGUUGGCUGGGUCGAUUGAUCAGAUUGAGCGGAUUAUUUUGUUUGUCGGCGGGGACGCGGCCGGGGAAAAGAAGGGUUGGGGGACGAGGGCGCAGGUGCCUGUUGCGAAGGAGAUGCGUAGGUGGGAUGGGAAUGUGCAGGCGCUGGCGGAGGACUUGGAGCAGUUGACGGAUGGGCUGCAGGCCGAGUUUCCUGAGUUUGUGGCUGCGCAUAUUGCGGUAUGA